This is a messenger RNA of Wasmannia auropunctata (little fire ant), 3162 nucleotides long. RefSeq names its product serine/threonine-protein kinase PAK mbt (gene mbt). The transcript is spliced from 7 exons. The record is from RefSeq and is a predicted model, not a curated record. Gene Ontology annotation, biological process: regulation of MAPK cascade; protein phosphorylation; intracellular signal transduction. NCBI's taxonomy places the organism in Eukaryota, Metazoa, Arthropoda, Insecta, Hymenoptera, Formicidae. Gene Ontology annotation, molecular function: protein serine/threonine kinase activity; ATP binding. Gene Ontology annotation, cellular component: cytoplasm. The coding region runs from base 255 to 2264 and encodes 669 amino acids.
GUUGCUGUCACUUGGCUUCCCUCGCCCCGCGCUGUUUUCACGAAUUUUCACCGUCACUCCCGCACUCCGUGUACCUGACUUUUACUUAAGUACAAGUGCAAAUCGUAAGCCUUUCGAUCGGAAGGAAAAUAUCCGCAGAAUACCCGCGGAGCCCACGGUGGGAAGAUUUAGUGUGUACAAGUGAAUCCACUCUGACAAGCAGAACCGCGUACUUUUAUACUUGAUAGAACAGUCGCUAGAUAAUACCAUGGAUAAUGUUUACCAAGAAGAAAAAGAAACCGCAGAUCUCCACGCCAACCAACUUCGAGCACAGAGUGCAUACUGGAUUCGACAAACGUGAAGGCAAAUUCGUCGGACUGCCGCUGCAAUGGGCUUCCAUAGUUGGGAAUAACCAGAUUCUGAAGUCGACCAACAGACCACUGCCCCUGGUCGAUCCAAGCGAGAUCACGCCUACCGAGAUCCUCGACUUGAAGACCAUUGUAAGAGGCCACAAUGAUCCUAGGAUAAAUAGACCACUUGCCGAUAGAACAGUAGAGAAUGGCCUGCCUAAGACCAGUACAGUCGCCCGUUCCAAUUCUCUACGUUCUUCGAGUCCACCGCGACUCAGGAGAGAUUACAGGCAUAAUCUCCCGCCAUCUGUCCCUGAAGGUCAAGAGAUACCUUCAAACAUUAAUCAGGGCUUUACAAACUUUGGCAAGCCGCAUAAUUACAUCGAUAAACUCAGACAAAAUUCCCCGAACGUUGGCGGCGGACUGAAUUCCAGCAUGCAGAACAUGAUCCCAAAUCUUCAAAAUCUCAAUCCUAAUAUGCAAUCUUCGCCAAAUUUAACUCACUCGGGAUCAAAUGUACCAAAUUUAUCCUUAAAUUUCCAAAACUUAAGCCCAAUUGUAAAUUCACAAGCUCCAGUACAAAGUCCAAAUACCCCGCAACUUCUUGAUACAGAAUUUCAUAGACUAAAUUCGCAAAUGGCCAUGACGUCAGGUCAAUAUAAUGGCAAUGUACAGGGUUCAACUAUGGACGCAUCGAGGGAACAUCAAGUUGGCCAAAACGUCUUAUUACACAAGCUGCAGCCAAAAAUUUCACCUGUGGGUUCAAUAGCGUCGCAACGACCUCUGAGUCAAUUGAGUUCACAUAAUAUUAAUAAAUAUUCUCAGGCAUACAUGUCUGAGAAUCCAUCUAAUCUCCAAUCGCAUUUAAAGAAACCGAUGGAAACUUCCCAAUCGAUGCAUAAUUUAUCAAAACCAAACAUGCCGUCCGCAGUAUCAGGAACCAGUUCUACUCCAGACCAAAAUCAAAAUAUGAAAAGUGCCGUCUCCUCAGGAAACUUAGCAGUUAGUGCAAGUUCAAACAAUACCAAUAAACAAGCGGAGCAGAGACUUACGCAUGAACAGUUCCGGGCUGCUUUACAGAUGGUGGUAAGUCAAGGUGAUCCAAGAGAAAAUUUGGAGAAUUUCCUGAAGAUUGGCGAAGGCAGCACAGGAACUGUAUGCAUAGCUACGGAUAAGAGUACAAAUCGUCAGGUUGCGGUCAAAAAAAUGGAUUUAAGGAAACAGCAAAGGCGCGAAUUACUUUUUAACGAAGUUGUUAUUAUGAGGGAUUACCAUCAUCCAAAUAUAGUCGAGAUGUAUAAUAGUUUCUUGGUAGACGAUGAAUUAUGGGUAGUUAUGGAGUAUCUAGAGGGAGGUGCGCUAACCGAUAUCGUAACACAUUCAAGAAUGGAUGAAAGUCAGAUAGCUACAGUGUGUUCUCAGUGUCUUAAGCCAUUGGCGUAUUUACAUUCGCAAGGUGUUAUACACAGGGAUAUUAAAUCUGAUUCAAUAUUACUUACGGCGGAUGGUAGAGUAAAACUAUCAGAUUUUGGUUUCUGUGCUCAAGUCUCUCAAGAAUUACCAAAGCGAAAGUCUCUUGUAGGAACCCCAUACUGGAUGAGUCCCGAAGUUAUUUCAAGGUUGCCAUAUGGACCUGAAGUGGAUAUCUGGUCGUUAGGAAUAAUGAUCAUUGAAAUGAUCGAUGGUGAACCACCAUUUUUCAAUGAACCACCUCUGCAAGCUAUGAGACGUAUUAGGGAUAUGCCACCACCAAAACUAAAAAAUUUUCAUAAAGUUAGUCCACGUCUUCAAGGUUUCCUUGAGCGAAUGCUCGUACGUGAUCCAGCGCAACGCGCCACGGCAGCUGAAUUAUUACAACAUCCAUUCCUUAGGCAGGCUCAAAGUCCUGGUAUCUUGAUUCCAUUAAUGAGAGGCGCCAGACAUACAAAUUGUUGACGAGGUUACAUUUUGUAAACUAGAAUGUUAGUCAAGACAGAUAUUUCAUUACCAGAAUGAUCAUAUCCUCGACAAUGUCAUGUUGAAUUUCUUAUUCGCUAAGGGCAGCUUUUUGGCAAUUUAUGAGUUAUUUCAGGAGUUCUGCUAUCUGAACUCCGAUAUAGAGUAUUUCUAAGUUUUUUUUCUUUUUUGCGAUAGACACGACCGAUUGAGAAAUAAUAACAAUAUUCACAAGAACUCACACACAUACGAAUUUUGAAUACUGAAUUUGUAAUAUUGUUUCAGGAUUUCCUAAAAUUCCUAGAUAUACACUUUGAGAUCUCUGAGAUCCCAGUAAAAUUUCGAUCUUUAUUGAUAGAAUUAGUAAAUAGAGGGGUUAUGUUUUUUUAGUAUUUAUUAUGAAUUUAGACUACUUUUGAGUAGUGCUCGGAAAAACAAAUGGGUAACAAGACAAUCGUCCGCUCGCGAUUAGUUUAUUUAUGAUUAAUUAAAAAAUUAAUCAGUAAUUUUCUCGAACAUUAAUGAAAAGCGUAAAUCCCUCAGAUUCCUGUGUGGUAACCACAUAUAUAAAAAAUAAAUGUGUAUAGCUAGGAUUAAUUCUAAAAAUAUUAAAACUGAUAAUAUCAUUUUCUGAAACUAAAGACAAUAUUCCAUGAUUCAUAGAUUUUAGAUUUUUGUAUAAAACUUCAAACCUCUUACAUGUAAGCAAAUCUUUUCGGUCGUGUCUAAUAUACGUAAUAUAUGUAAUAUAUGAAGAAAUUUAGCUAUAUUUUAGAAAAUAUUUAAUAGGAAAGCCUUCAACUCACGAUCAUUAUAUAUGGUUAUUUAAACUUUACAUUCCAAUCGGGUCUGAGCUUGUAAGUAUUAUUUUGAAAAUAGACUACUACAUUCCAGAGUA